This is a messenger RNA of Chiroxiphia lanceolata (lance-tailed manakin), 5969 nucleotides long. RefSeq names its product A-kinase anchor inhibitor 1 (gene AKAIN1). NCBI's taxonomy places the organism in Eukaryota, Metazoa, Chordata, Aves, Passeriformes, Pipridae. The coding region runs from base 5159 to 5440 and encodes 93 amino acids. The transcript is spliced from 3 exons. The record is from RefSeq and is a predicted model, not a curated record.
GCAGCUGUUGUGAAAACUUCAUUUGAAGUUGGAAUGGGCAAAAACCCACACUCUUGGGCACAUUGUAGUAACAUUGGUCACUUGCGAUACCUAUAGCAUAUGGAAGUGUUAGAUCAGUUUCUGGUAAGUUACUGUGUGGUACAUCACAUCUUGCUUUUCUAAAAAGAAAUUUAGAAAGUGUUUUUGGAACUGUUAUAUGGAACUUCUAUCAUUGGGGUUUUUUUUGUUUGGUUGAGGUUUUUUUUUACAGCUUCAUUUUAUUCAUGUACUCAUCAGGUUAAACAGUUAUCUUAAAAUGCCAGUAAUUGUUUGAACGCUGGUCUGUAAAUAAAACAUGAACUUAAUAUUUUAGAAAAUGUAAACUUCGGACCUUUACCAAUAUAUUUUUUUAAACUGUUGCUUCAUUUUACAUUCAGUAAUAUUAGUUUGUAAACAAACUAUACAUUUUGUACCUGUGCAACAUCAGAGGAUGUGUAUUCAUUGCAUUUUAUUGGUUCUCUUGAGGAACAUGAUAAAUGACCAUUGUUAAAAUGUUUUACUGUAUAUGAUCAUAGAUAUAAAGAUAGUAGGUCCAAAAUAGGAUCUACGUUUUUUUUUCUAAAUAUAUUAGUUGUGCUAUGUUUUCUUAUCUAAAAUUGUGUUCACUUUUUUUCUAGAUUAAAUUGGGGUUGAUAAAGAGCAUACAAAUAAUAAGAGUUCAAAAGUGUAAAAUGUGAAGAAAGUAAAUUUUCUCUAGGUCUGCUAUGAAAAGUGCAAGAAACAAUGAGCUUAAAUUACAGCAGUAAACAUUUGCAUUAAAAAAAAAAAUCUUUUAAAGGGUUUAAUAAUGAAUUACUAGAACAAAAUACCUGGGGAAACAUUGCAAUCUCCACUAGUGGUGACAUUCAAAAAUGGGUUAGACAAACAUAUGUUAGGAAUGGUUUAAAUAUGGUUAAUUCAGCUUUGAAGCUGAGGGAUAAGCUGAAUAACCUCUCAAGAACAGCUUCAUUGGUUUGUUGUUGGGGAGGGUGUUGUUUUUUGUCGGUUGGUUGGUUGGUUCUUUGGAAAGUAAUAAAAUAAAAUGGAUCUCAUGGGACAGCAGGCACUUAAGUAGAAAGAGAGAGCUCAAGUCUUACAGUUAAAAGAAUAUUGCCCCCUGACUUUCAAGCAGUCAGGCUGUGAAUUUGAAAUUGUUAUAGAAAAACAGGCUUGCAUUAAAAGACUCACUACCAAAAGUGUGAUAACAUUCUGUGUUACAUCAGAGUAAAUUCUGCUAUUGCUAAAGCUUACGGCUGGAAAAGUUAACAGCUAUAAGGACUGUGUGAUGUUUGUAGCUUUUAAAAGCUGAGACAGAUUGAUAUUAUACAUAAUCUAAUACAGAAGUGUGCAGAGGCAUGAACAAAUGUUAUUGUUGCAUGUUCCUUGGGUAGGUAUAAACACCUUAUAUGAGACUUGGUCUUAAAAGUCUAUGACAGGAUCAAAUUAAAUGAAGUCAAUUGAAUUGCCUCCAUGUCAAAGGUUUUAAAAGGGGCCUCGGCCUCCUGCUAGGUUUUAGGUGCUUAAGUGUCAGAAGACUGCUUGGCUGACAAUACUGGUUAAGAAGGCAAAGGCUCAGUUAUAUUUCUGAAGUUGAUUGAGAAUUUUACUGGCAAUUCCUACUACCACCGUCUGUUUGAAGGAUGUGAAAUUACCUUAUUUUUUCUUUUUUUGAAAACCAAUGGAUAAUUGUUUUUCUCCCUGGUUGUUUUUACUCAAGGCAGAGAGAAGGCCUAGAAUACUUAAGUUUAAAGUUUUGGAAGAGGUUUCAGAAAGAAGGUGUGGAUAUAAGAAGCUGUAUAUAGAUUAUUGUUAAUGUGUUCUAAAUUAAGCUGUUCGUUGUGUGUGUUCUGAAGGGAGGUUUGUUUAUAUAUUGUGGGGAUCUGUCUGUGAAGUUCAGAUAAAUCUGUCUUCAUCUUAAGACACUACUGCUUCUGUCUCUCUCAUCUGUGCCAGAAAACAUCAUGUAUAAAAGCAGCUAUGUGUCAGCUCCAAGCCACUGAUGUUUUCCAGCCGGAUAAACAGUAAGCUGUAAACCAUGUUGAUUGAGUAAUGGGCAAAUUUUUAUUUUUGCUUUUACAAGGAUGGCAUGGCAGCUUCUUUCAGAGUUUGAGACAGUGGAUGAGAUUCUCUCUGACUAAAGGGAAUUUUGCUGUUGACUGUAUUGGGGCCAGACUAGUCUAACAUUCUUUAAAAGUUUUCAAACAGCAGGCAAGUUAGCUAAUUGGCGUGCAUGCAGGAAUGAAAGAAUGCUGUAGAAAAUAGACGGCUAAAAUAACGUUGAAUAUGGAUUACUUUUUUCUCCAAAUUAAGUAGCAAAAAUAUUAUGUAUAGAAUUAGUCCUGAACGUACACUUGUCAGUCUGUGGUUUAUGAGAUCAGAGUCAGUUAUGUCUUUAAUAUACAUAGGAGAGCAAACACUUGGUUACUCUCUUUUGCUGACACUGAACCUCCAUCCAUUUUAUGAUGUUGCGUGACCGUGUGGCUUCAAUGGAACCCUCUGUGUAUGGGAAUUAAGUAUAUGAAUAGGUGUUGUGUAAGCAGGGCUUACAUGUAUACAAUGCAGCAACAUGUUAGUUGAUGUGAAAUGAGCUUCUUUUGGUGAUUGCUUUGUGUAAGGUCAGCACCAGAUGAAACACUAAACCACAGUCGUCUCCGCUGCAAAAAGAUCUAAAUAUAAGGAAGUAUAACAAUUUAAUUAAAAGGCUUUGCACUUUAAAAGACUAACUUAGAGUGAAAAGAAAUAUUUGAAAUAAGAACUUUGCUAUUCUGUGAUUUUAACUGGGUGUUCUUAAAAUAGCUUGGGUUUUUGUUUGGGUUUUGUUUUGGGGUUUUUUUAAGAGAAAGAGGAACAAAAUUAACACAUUUUGUCCUCUGGUAUCUGCUUAAUUUCUGAUCCUAAUUGUGUUAGCCAUGGGUAUGCUACUGAUUAUUUGGCACAACUCAGUUUGGAAACUAAAUGUUCAGGAAGAAUACCUUUCAGCCCUUCUCCACUCCCCACCCCUUCUUUUACACAGUGUUCACUUAUCAAUAGUUAAAAAAAUAAUAGAAAAUGAAGCAACUCACAGUUGAGUGAGUAAUUCUGGUUUUGUUUUUCUGCUUAAUUCUUUUAGAAAGAUUUAGGCCUGGAGAUUGGAGUAUUAGAGGUCAGUUUGUGAAAGGAAAUGCCUCAUACUCACUUCUGUAGCAAAUGUGUGGGUCAGUUUCUGUUUGUUUCUGUUUGUUCAUAUAAGCUACAAAAUACUAAAUACUUUGCAAAGUCUUACCAUUUAGGUACCCAAACAAGUUCUUUUGAAGAUCAGGCCCCAGUUUUCUAAUGUAGAGAUAACUUUUGUUAUUCCAUUAAGUAAGAAUACUUAAAAUUAAUAGAGUCUGUGUGUGAUACAGAAUAAAAUAUCUGAUUAUAUCAGAAAGUCUACCCUAAGGUUAGAGUAUAUUUUUAGGGACAGAUUAUCUUUUAUUAAGUAUUUUAUAAAUUCAGACACCUCUAGGCUUACAGAAAGGACAAAGCAUUUAUGCAGGAGAGUACAUCUGCUUACAACAGGUGACUUUUCUGAAUGUAAACAUUUGCAGAUUGAUACAGAACAGAAUAAUUCUACCUGGAAGGUAAAGACAGAUCUGAAGAAUUUUCAUCUUUUUCAAACAGUUAGUCUUUAGAUCACAGCAGUAUGCCCAUUCAGCCAGAAACUUGCACGUUUCAUUAAAAAUUCCAUUACUGCAGUUGGUCUGUCAUUUGUCUUCAUAUAGAUCUAAAACAAUUAUAAUAACAUUCUUACUCAUUUCAGAACAGAUGGAGAAUUUCCAUGAAUAGAUUUGUUAAAUAUGUGUCAUAAGAGUUGAGACACCUAUUCUCAGGAAUGACUUUUAAAUGUAAUACAAGAAACCUGAAAUAGCCAGAAAUAGUAAUUUUUGAACUAAGAACUAAGACAAAUAGAUAUAAUGCAUUGGAUAUAGAUCAUCUUUAUGAAAUCAUUAAAUCAUGAGAGCUAUUUUCUGCUUUUUCUACCAAAACAUGAGAAUUUUUCUUCUGUUUAGAAAAAUGUCUUUUCUGAUGCAAACCCUUCUGUUGAAAACAAUGACCAAAACCACACAAGUCCUACUGUGCCUACACUUGUAGUUUUCUGACUUCUUCCCAAUGGCCUAUUUAUACAUUUAAGUAAUCUGCAUAUGCUAAGAACUUAGAGUAUUUUUGUCUUUUAAAAUAUUCUAAAGACCAAGCUUCCCUGCAUCUAAGUUUUCAUUCUUCAGUAAUAAAGACACUUUUUUUUUUCAGGGUCCCAGGGUAUUACAAACAGUGUUUACAGGAACAAAGCAUUGUAGUGGCACUGCAGAUUGCUCAAACAGGAGGAUGGGGUAUACUAGAGCUCCACUCUGAGAUCAACACCUUACUUCUUUCUACUAUAGAAUUUGGAAAUGUGUCUCUGCUAGAUCCAGAGUCAUUAGCCAAGGACUUGACUGGACUGAAUUCCUUGCCGUGUAAAAGAAUUCCCGUGUAAUGGAAAACCUCUGAAUUUUGGACUGCGAUUCGUUCAUCUGUCUCGGUGAAGGGACUGGCAACUUGCAGAGGUGUGGCAGGUGGGAGCAACGAUUGCUUUGAUUCUACUGCACAGUUGUAUGUGCAGUGAUGUUUUAGGUGAGUCAGUCAAUCUUUUAUUUAAACCUCCUGAAUUUAUCUAGGUCCUUAUUUCUUGUUGAUUGGCUUUUGCUUUGGGUUCAGCUUCUCUAAUUUUGACUUCCAUCUAAAAGAGAAAGAUGCCAAUUUACUUAUGGGACUGUUGGAAGAUAACCAUUCAUGGGUGUGAGGCAUUCAGAUGAGAGGGUGGCAAUAAAACCAGCUAGAUGGAAGUGGGGCUUUUGGGAUCUAUUUACAACUGUGGAAGUCCUGUGGCGGACUCAUCUUGGUGCUAUUGAAAAAACCUUGCAAUAAACAAAACAAAGAAACAAACAAAAACCCCAAACCCACCCUAAAACUGUACAGCUAUUUCUCCUAGACUCUGUCUAAAAUUUAUUCAUAUUUGUAAAUCUCAACCCUGGACUACUGUGCAGUUUAUCAGGUUAAUUAAGAAAGAUUAAUAGACUGAUGAAUUGAAACUGUGGUGGCCACAUUUAUCUUCAAUGGUAUUCACUUUUUCCUGUCUUGAGAAAUGUUGCAUGUUCUUGCUUCUGGCUUUCAAGGUGUCAUGUCUUUAGCUGCUGGAAAUCUGUGCAUCAUUAUUCUUCUGGAGCACUCACAGAAAGGUGAGAAGCCAGGGGUGGAGCAAGAUGAAGUUAAGCUGCAGAAUGCCAGCAAGCAGAUUGUGCAGACUGCUAUCCUCCGAGCAGUGCAGCAAGUUUCCCAGGAGAGCCAGCAAAAGGAGAAGCGAACAAACAGUACAAGCCUCCAGCUAGAAAGAGGAAAACUAACCAAGAAGCAUGAAAAGAAGUAAGGGAGCAGAUUGGUUUUUUUCAGUCCUCCAGUCUGCAGAGUUUCCAGCCUUCUUUUUAGUAUCAGCUGUAUUGCCAGUGCAAUGCUACUGUUGUAAAGCAAACCAAAGUAUUAUCACACCUAGACAUAGGGUAAAACUGCAAUAGUCCUCAGCUGAGAAAUAUUAAGUGCAUUAGAUGAAUAACUCCAUAUUUAUGCAGUGCCUCUUAACAGAAACAAUAACCAUAGUUAUAAAAGUAGUUUCAAGCACAAACUCUUAUGAUAUGAACUUAUUCUCAAAAGCUUGCUGUCAGAGCACUUUCAUGUUAAGUUCUGCGUGCAACAUUUAUGUCAGUUCAGCUGGACGGACUCUGAGCGAAUGGGUUCACUGAAGUUGUCUUUACCGAAGAAAUAGUUUACUGUCAAGUAUAGCAGAAUGAUUUCAGACUCCCUUGAAGCACGGGUUUGUACUUUGAUUAGACAUGAGCUAUGUGAAAUGGAGUAUAAAGUGGAUUUGGCAAGUUCUGUGAACCAAUUUCUUUUUUCAUCUU